AUGCUCCAGAGAAUCUCAGAUGGGUAUUUGCUUCAGGUCGACGUUUUCUAUGAGGGCCAAACCUUCCCCAAACCGGUACCAACGCCGGCAGGCUUAAACCACAGACAGCGCAGCAUUUGCCGGGGCAGCUGCCGGAGUCAUACAGGGGGUGGGACCUCGCAGGGCCCCCACGCCACGAUUAGCGGCAGAUUGCUGCCAGGCGCAGCACAGCAGCAGUGUGCAAUGACGAAAGUUGGACAGGUUUUCGUGGAGACACUUGUUGACGUGUCGUGCCUCACCAGCGAAGCUUUCAAGUUGAUCUACAAAGCGUUUUGA
This is a messenger RNA of Effrenium voratum, 315 nucleotides long. The record is from the annotation of a GenBank genome assembly. NCBI's taxonomy places the organism in Eukaryota, Dinophyceae, Suessiales, Symbiodiniaceae.